GCUAAAGCUAUUUAUUAUGAGUUCUCUAAUUAUUUUGAUGGUUUUAGCUUUAUUGCUAACAUUAGGGAAGUUUCUGAAAAAGGAAAUUUGAUUUUACUUCUACAACAACUUCUUGAAGAAAUUUUGAUGGAAAGAAAUAUACUGAGUGUUGAUCGUGCAAUUAACAUUAUCAAGAAUAGACUACAUCGUAAGAAAGUUCUUCUUGUUCUUGAUGAUGUUAGUCAAUUGGACCAAUUAGAAGAUUUGGCAGGAAAGCCUAAUUGGUUUGGAUUGGGUAGUUGGAUCAUUAUAACAACUACAGAUAAACAUUUGUUGGUCGAACAUGGCGUGGAUAACAUAUAUACGCCUAAUGUAUUGAAUAGUGAUGAUGCUUUAAAACUUUUUUGUUUGAAAGCCUUCAAGAAUGAAAACCCUGAUGAACGUUAUAAGCAACUCUCCCAGAAUAUUGUACACUAUGCUAAAGGCCUUCCAUUAGCUCUUGUUAUUUUGGGUUCCUUUUUCAUUGGAAGAACAAUGGAAGAAUGGAAAAGUGCAUUGGUUGAUUUAAAACAAAUUCCUCAAGGAAAAAUAUUUGAUACUCUUAAAGUAAGUUAUUAUGGACUAGAGGAAAGGUGGAAGGAGAUAUUUUUGGAUAUUGCAUGUUUCUUUAGAGGAAAGACGGAAAGUCGAGUAAUAGAGUUAUUAAACUAUCGUGGUUUUGAGGCGAGACUCGGUAUAAAGGUUCUGAUGGAAAGAUCUCUCAUAACCAUAGAAAAUAACAGAUUGUGGAUGCAUGAUCUAUUACAAGAAAUGGGCAGAAAAAUUGUCCAAGAAUUACAUAAAAAGCCUAGAAAGCGUAGCAGAUUGUGGACUUUUAAAGAUUUGCUUCAUGUAUUGAAGAAAGAUAAGGCAGCGGAAGCACUUCAAGCCAUAGUCCUAAAUCGUUAUGAAUGGGAAAGACAAGACUGGAACUCUGAAACCUUUUUUGAAGCUUUUUCAAAGAUGUGUAAUCUUAGAUUGCUUAUAAUUCACAAUGUGCACAUCCCCAAUGGUCUGAAUCAUGUUUCUAACAACCUAAGAUUUCUUCAAUGGAUUGGGUAUCCUUCAGAAUGUUUGCCAUCCAGUUUCCAACCAAAAGAGCUUCUGGAACUUUGUUUACAUGAUAGCAAAAUGAAAUAUCUAUGGAAAGGAGUAAAGUAUUUGGACAAUUUGAAAUGUAUGGAUCUUAGAUAUUCCAAGGACCUUAUUGAGACACCUGACUUCAGAGGAGUUCCAAGACUUGAGAGAUUACAUCUUAGUUGGUGCAAUAAUUUGGUUGACAUCCACCCAUCUAUUGGGCAACUCAGUAGCCUUAUUGUUUUAGAUCUAGAAUACUGUGUCUCUCUCAUUCAUCUUCCCAGCAUGUCUAGUGAAAUGGAGUCACUUAAAAUUCUUAAACUCUGCGGUUGCUCAAAAAUCAGUAAGAUUCCGGAAUUUAAGGGAAUAAUGAGAAGCCUAUCAGAACUUCAUUUGGAUAAGACUACUAUUGAAAAACUACCCUCAUCAAUCGAGUUUUUGACUGCCCUUACUUUAUUGAGUCUAAGGGAUUGUCAAUAUCUCACAUGUCUUCCACGUAACAUGGAUAGUUUGAGGUCACUUGAAAAACUUGUUGUUAUCGGAUGCUCAAAACUUACCUACCUGCCACAGCACCUUUGGAAUAAUAAGUGUUUGGAACAUGAUUUGAGUCGAACUGUAUUUAGACAGCCGUUAGACAAAAAUGUUUCUGUGAGGUGUCGGUCACUUUCCCCAACAUUCAAACGGAUUGGGUAUCCUUCACAAUGUUUGCCAUCCAGUCCAAAAGAGCUUUGGGAACAUCUUUUUAUCAAAAUUACUAAUCAUAAGAAAGGAAUGAAGGUUUCCAUGAGCAGACAAGGAGCCUCAAUGUUGUCGCCAUCUUCUUCUAUGACAUCUUGCUGGAAAUACGAUUUGUUUCUUAGUUUUAGUGGUAUAGACACCCGUCAAAGUUUUACGAAUCAUCUUUUGGCUGCUUUGAAACGGAAGGGCAUUCUGACCUUUAAGGACGAUGAAGGACUUGACAGAGGAAAAUCAAUUUUAUCAGAGCCUUUGAAAGUAACAGAAGAAUCGAGGUUUGCGAUUAUCAUUUUCUCUACAAACUAUGCAUCUUCUAGACGGUGCUUAGAUGAACUUGCAAAGAUCGUUAGAUGGAGGGAAGAGAAAGGAUUGACAAUUUUGCCAAUUUUUUAUCAUGUGGAUCCAUCUCAUGUACGAAAACAGAUAGAAACUUUUGGACAAGCUUUUAUUAAACAUGAAGGUAAAGAGAGCAUAGAAAGGGUAGAAACAUGGAGAGAUGCUUUGAAGGAAGUGGCCAAUCUCUCUGGUUGGCAUUUACAGGAUAGGCAUGAGGCAGAAUUUAUCACGCACCUCGUGGGAGAGAUUUCACAUAGGUUAAAUCUAGAAUCCCCAAGCUUUACCAAAGACUUGGUAGGAAUAAAUUCUUCAGUGGAGAAAUUGAUCACUUGUUAUUUUGGUCUUGUGAACAAGGUUUGUAUUGUAGGGAUUUGUGGCAUGGGGGGGCUGGGAAAGACAACCCUUGCUAGAGCUGUUUAUGAUAGGUUCUCUGAAUAUUUUGAAGGUUCUAGCUUUAUUGCUAACGUUAGGGAAGUUUCAGAAAAAGGUGAUUUGAUUUCACUACAACAACAACUUCUUGAAGAUAUUUUGGGGGAAAAAAAUAGCAAGAUAUGGAAUGUUUAUCAUGGAGUUGAAAUGAUCAAGAAUAGGCUACAAGGUAAAAAAGUUCUACUAGUUCUUGAUGAUGUUAAUCAAUUGGACCAAUUACAAAAGUUGGUAGGAGAGGAUGGUUGGUUUGGAUUUGGUAGUUGGAUCAUUAUAACAACUAGAAAUAAACAUUUGUUGGUCCAACAUGGUGUGCAUAACAUAUAUAAGCCUGAUGUAUUGAAUAGAGAGGAUGCUUUAAAACUUUUUUGUUUGAAAGCCUUUAAAAUUGAAAACCCCAAAGAAGGUUAUAGGCAACUCUCCCAGAAUAUUGUACAAUAUGCUAAUGGCCUUCCAUUAACUCUUGUUACUUUGGGUUCCUUUCUGUAUGGAAGAACAACGGAAGAAUGGCAAAGUGCAUUGGUCAAUUUAAAAAAAAUUCCUCACAAAGAAAUAUUUCAUAUUCUUAAAGUGAGUUAUGAUGGAUUAGAUGAAGUGUCAAAGGAGAUAUUUUUUGAUAUUGCAUGUUUCUUUAGAGGAAAGACAGAAGGUCGAGUAAUAGAGUUAUUGAAGUAUCAUGGUUUUGAGGCGAGAAUCGGUAUAAAGGUUUUGAUGAAAAGAUCUCUCAUAACCAUAGAAAAUAACAUAUUGUGGAUGCAUGAUCUAUUACAAGAAAUGGGCAGACAAAUUGUCCUAGAAUCACAUAAAAAGCCUGGAAAUCGUAGCAGAUUGUGGUCUUUUGAAGAUUUGCUUCAUGUAUUGAAGAAAGAUACGGCAGCGGAAGCACUUCAAGCCAUAGUCCUAAAUCGUUAUGAAUGGGAAAGACAAGACUGGAACUUUGAAACCUUUUCUGAAGCUUUUUCAAAGAUGUGUAAUCUUAGAUUGCUUAUAAUUCACAAUGUGCACAUCCCCAAUGGUUUGAAUCAUGUUUCUAACAACCUAAAAUUUCUUCAAUGGAUUGGGUAUCCUUCAGAAUGUUUGCCAUCCAGUUUCCAACCAAAAAAGCUUCUGGAACUUAGUUUACGUGAUAGCAAAAUGAAAUAUCUUUGGAAAGGAUUAAAGUAUUUGGACAAUUUGAAAUGCAUGGAUCUUAGAAAUUCCAAGGACCUUAUUGAGACACCUGACUUCACAGGAGUUCCAAGACUUGAGAGACUACAUUUUAGAUGGUGUGAUAAUUUGGUUGAGAUCCACCCAUCUAUUGGGCAACUCAGUAGGCUUAUUGUUUUAGAUCUAGAAUACUGUGUCUCUCUUACUGAUCUUCCCAGCAUGUCUAGUGAAAUGGAAUCCCUUAAAAUUCUUAAACUCUGCGGUUGCUCAAAAAUCAGGAAGAUUCCGGAAUUUAAGGGAAUAAUGAGAAGCCUAUCAUCAGAACUUCAUUUGGAUAAGACUGCUAUUGAAAAACUACCCUCAUCAAUCGAGUGUUUGACUGCCCUUACUUUAUUGAGUAUGAGGGAUUGUCAAUAUCUCACAUGUCUUCCACGUAACAAGGAUAGUUUGAGGCCACUUAAAAAACUUCUUGUUAUUGGAUGCUCAAAACUUACCUACCUGCCAGAGCACCUUCGGAAUAUAGAGUGUUUGGAACAUGAUUUGAGUCGAACUGCAUUUGGACAGCCUCUAGAUAGAAAUGUUUCUGUGAGGAGCCGGUCACUUUCCCCAACGCUGAGUAGGUUUCCACCAUUUACACCUAACCAUAUCUGGAGAGUAUCUUUCAAGGGAUGUCAAUUGUCAUCAUCUUUGUUGACUUCUACGCCAGGAAGUUACGCGAUAGAUCUCAGUGACCUACAGAACUUAGAUCUAAGUAGAAAUAAUUUCGUUUCCCUUCCUGAAAGCACCUAUCAACUCUCUGAACUAAAACUUUUUUGCUUGGAUGGUUGCAAAAUCCUUCGAUCAUCAUCAAAUAUUCCUUCAAUCAUUACCUCACUGGAGAUAGUGCCAGAACCACCAAAUGAUUUCUACUGGUCAUAUAACAAUUUCACUGUCCAGUGUUUCAACCGCUUCACAUUGGCUUACAAUAUUCAAAACUUCAGUAAUAUGUUUCAGGGGCUCCUUUGUCUGGAACCAUCACCAGCACUGCACGGGCAGAGCAGUUGGUCACAACUCUGGUCGCAAUGGCCUCAAUAUAAUGAAAUCAGCGUUGGAAUGACAUUGACAAUAUUGAAUCGUUACCUACAGGGGCUCCUUUGUCCAAAAACUGGAUAUGAAACUUCUAUCAGAAGGAAAGAGGACGGAUUUGGAAUUGCAUUUCAGAUAAUUAUUCCUGGAUGUGAAAUUCCGUGGUGGAUAACUCAUCAAAGGUCAGGGAACUCAAUAAGCAUAGAGCUGCCUCCAAAUUGGUGUAAUAGCAGGUGGAUGGGAUUCGCACUCUGCGCUUCUUUGGAUGCAUCAUAUUCACAUAUUUCUGUUGAAGAGUUUGUCCAUGGCGAAACAUUUGGACUUAAAGCUCGUGUGAUAGCCCUUGGUGAUAUGCCUCACUGUUAUUAUACCACUGAAAUUUCCUGUAGCACAAAACUUGUUGCGAGGCACAUUUGGCUAUUGCAUCUGUCUCGUGAUGAUUGGUUUGCUACUGCUCGGAGUGGUGAAUUCAAUCAGAUUGAGGUUGUAUUUGAGAGCUCUAGGCCAGGCUUAUUUGUGCGGAAAUGUGGGCUCAGUUUGGUAUAUAAGCAAGGUGUGGAAAUGUUCACCCAAACAAUAUGCAGCAGUAAUGGCAUUACUUUUGAGGGUUGGGAUGGUUCUCAUAAUGAAUUUGACAAUUUAUGGAGAAACUGUGAUGACUAUAAUGAAAAUGAACCUAGUGCAAUUUGCAGCUCUUCUGAGGAAAUUGAAAGUUGCAUCUCUUCAGACAAUGGUAUACAAAUUUUAUACCCAAGCAACAUUAGUGUAAGCGAUCAAAAGAAUUGUUACUGUCCAGCCCGAGCUCCACUGAAAACAAUAUUCACUACUCAUGAGAAUCUUGGAAGAAGGUUUUGGAGUUGUGGCAAAAUCAAGCAAAAUGUAAGUUGCGGGUUCUUCGAAUGGGAAGAUCAAGAAAUGUGUUCCCAUGAACGAAGAGUGAUAUGUGAACUACAAGAACGCCUGGAGAAGAUUGAUAAGGAUAAAGUUGAUCAAGAUGAGUUAGUUAUACUUCGUGAAGGAAACAAAAACUUGAGGAUUGCUUUGUUGUUUUUGGGGAUUGCUUUGUUGUUUUCUUGGGUUGCCAUUGUAAUCUAUCUAUAUUAUAAUUUUAUAUCUUCAAGCUGAAACUUAACAUUUAUUACUGCUAAACUCUUGUUGUGCCACCUCAUUGUCACAUAAUUGGCCACAAAAUUAUUAUC
Messenger RNA from Quercus robur (English oak), 6002 nucleotides. RefSeq names its product disease resistance protein RPP2B-like. Gene Ontology annotation, molecular function: zinc ion binding; protein binding; ADP binding. The coding region runs from base 127 to 5928 and encodes 1933 amino acids. Gene Ontology annotation, biological process: signal transduction; defense response. The record is from RefSeq and is a predicted model, not a curated record. The transcript is spliced from 10 exons. Lineage: Eukaryota; Viridiplantae; Streptophyta; Magnoliopsida; Fagales; Fagaceae.